This is a messenger RNA of Neospora caninum, 1464 nucleotides long. RefSeq lists its product as hypothetical. The transcript is spliced from 11 exons. Gene Ontology annotation, molecular function: hydrolase activity; zinc ion binding. The coding region runs from base 1 to 1464 and encodes 487 amino acids. Lineage: Eukaryota; Apicomplexa; Conoidasida; Eucoccidiorida; Sarcocystidae. The record is from RefSeq and is a predicted model, not a curated record.
AUGGUUGUUCUCGGCCUCGUAGGACCGCUGCAAAGCGGCAAGAAGUCUGUGGCGAGAGUCCUCCAGGAGCAAUACAACUUCACGCUCCUGCAUCUCUCUGGCGCCGCGCCUGCGUGUUGCCCCGCAUUCGCUUCUCGUUCGCUUCGUUCCUCCAGAGACCGCCUCCGCUCUGUUUCCGACCCGCGGUUUCCCUCUCCCAGCGCCAGAGCCAAGCGAGCUGACGCGGAAGCGGCGGAGCGCGCAGAUUCACGCUCAGGCGCAUCCGACCCUGCAUGCCGUGCAAAACGGGAAGGCCGAGUCGCCGAGUCUCCGACAGUCAGACCAUCGGCGCGUUCAGACGCAGAUUCACCCAGGGAAGAAAAAGAAAGCCUUUUUUUCGCAGAGGCCCCGCUGCAGUGCCCCGAAAACGGCCUGGUUGCGGCUGCGCCCAGUUCUCGCCCUUUGGCCUCUCAAAGGCCUCACGCUGUGUUUAACGGCCUGCAAGACACGGCCUGCGUUAACGGGUCAAGUGAGCCUCGUUCUGCCCCGCAUGCACCGGCGCCGAAUGAGCCUCUCCCAGCUGCACGGCCGUCAGACGCGCCUUCCUCGCUCUCGUUCACCGACGCAGAUCAAAUCGUUGAUUUCGUCACGAGUCGCUGGCGCGAGAACUUUGUUGUUCUCGGCAUCUCCAGACUGGAGGAAGUCAGGACGCUCCGGAAACGCCCCUUCUUCGCGCUGGUCGCAGUCGACGCGCCGCUGGGUGUUCGUGUCGCGCGCAUGCGGGCCAAAACAGGAGCGAAUUUUUCAAUGGAUGACAUGAUAACGCGUGAGGAUCAACUCUGCUUUCGUACCUCCGCCGGCGGUCAUUCUGGAGCGUCCGGCGUGGAUGGCGUCCGAGUCUGCAUGGCUGUCGCGGAUGUGCACGUGAUGGCUGACGGGGACACCAGUCUUCUUCAAAAGAAAAUCGCCUCCGCAGGGUUCCUCUGUGAGGAGCUCGUGCGUCCUUCCUGGGACACGUACUUCAUGCGGCUCACGUUCUUGGCUUCUACGCGGUCAAACUGCAUGAAACGACGGGUCGGAGCAAUCGUCGCGCGUGGAAAUCGUGUUAUCGCCACCGGCUACAACGGAACGCCGUCCCAAGCAGCCAACUGCAACGCAGGAGGCUGUGCGCGGUGUAAUGAUCCCAAUGUGUCUCAGGGUCGGGCGCUGGAGGCGUGCGAGUGUAUCCACGCGGAGGCCAAUGCUCUCUUGGAGGCAGGUCGAGACCGCGCCAUGAACGGUACGCUCUACGUCACCUGCCUCCCAUGUCUGGGUUGCGCCAAGCUCGUCGUUCAAUCCGCAAUCCAAACGGUUGUGUACGCGGAGGAAUACGACAAUCGGAGCGGCGCUCUCGACCUUCUCACCCGGAUGGGGGUCCGCGUGCGGCGGUUCGCCGAUGACCACCCCGGUGUGCCGGGAAUGACCGUUGCGGUGAGGAGCUUUUGA